AUGAAGUACGAUGAAUCGUUCGAUGAAUUCUAUGCAAAACUGAAUGACAUAGUUAAUUCGAGUUUUAACCAGGGUAAGAAGAUUUCAGAGUCAAAGAUAGUUAGAAAAGUCCUUAAAUCCCUACCUGAAAGGUUUAGACCUAAAGUUACCGUGAUUGAAGAAAGCAAGGACUUAGAUGCAGUUAAGAUAGAAGAACUGGUAAGAUCCCUUCAAACCUAUGAAUUCACCAUUUUUCAACCUAAAAAGGCUAAAUCCAUAGAUAUGAAUACUGUUAGAGAAGAAGAGAGUGAGUCAACUGAUGCUGAGAUACUUUGGGACAAUGAAUUAACUUAUUUCGUUAAAACAAUUUCAGGAAUAGGAGAAAGUACGGAAAAAUGA
This is a messenger RNA of Fraxinus pennsylvanica, 378 nucleotides long. NCBI's taxonomy places the organism in Eukaryota, Viridiplantae, Streptophyta, Magnoliopsida, Lamiales, Oleaceae. The record is from the annotation of a GenBank genome assembly.